ACGUAAGGAACAACAAGCCCGUAGAGGAAGUGCGUGGCGUUCCCGUGAUCCCUUGCGCCUGAACGCGUUUGUUCCGAGCUUCAUCAUGGCUAGCGACGGGCCGCCGGGCGCUGAUUCGAAUAUAGAUAUUAACACAUGGACCCACGGAGAGCUGCAGGCCAAGCUGGCCGAGUUUGGAGCACCUAACAUGGGUCCCAGAGAGGAGCUCAUAGACCGACUGAAAUCUUAUGCACAGUCUGGGAUGAUCUUAACUAAGCCGAGCAUGCCAGGAGAUGACAAGGUCAUGACUACCACGAUGCCGGGUCUGCCGCCCAUGCCCCCGAUGCCCUCUAUGCCCCUGCCGCCGGGCAUGAACAUGAUGCAGGCCAUGAACAUGAUGGGCGGCCCUCCACCCAUCCACAUGGGCAUGGAGCCGCCCGGCAUGAUGCAGCACGACGACAGAGCAGCGCAGGUGAGAGAGAACCUGAGCCUUACGUUUCAACCUCAGGGUGAGCAGAUGAAGGAGCAGGAACUCCUCGAGCAGCAGAAACGGGCUGCUGUGCUUCUGGAACAUGAGAGGCAGCAGGAACUUGCUAAAAUCCAGCAGGGGGCGCCACCCGGCACUAGAGGACCUGAACUGGGACCACGACCCAACCUCCUGCCCCCCAUCCCGCCUCUCAGAGUUGGGACUCAGGGUGGCCCCGCCCCUCCAGGUGUUUCUCUGGUGCCCCAAUCUGCCAAUCAACGACAGAAAGUCCCGCCCCCUCCAGGAGAAGACGCCAGAGAGUCGUGGCAGGGCGAAGAUGUCGGCAUCGGGCCGAAGAUCCCUCAGGCUCUGGAGAAGAUCCUGCAGCUGAAGGAAAUGAGGCAGGAGCAGCUCAGCAUCGCCCCUACAGAGGAAUAUGAUGACCAAGAGACUGGCGAGAUGGAUAUGAAUAAUUCCUCCGCCCGCGGAUACUCAGAUGAGGACGAUGAAAGUGGUCUUUCUAAAAAAGAUAAAAAUCGCAAGCGCAGGAACAGGAAGAAGAAGAACAAAAAGAAGCGGCAGCAGGAGGAGGAGGAGAAAAAGAAAGAGGAGAGCCAUGAGAAAGAGCCCGAGGUGGAGAUCGAGUACGUGACGGAGGAGCCUGCGGUCUACGACCCAAACUACAUCAUCUUCAAGAGGAUCUUUGAGGCUUUCAAGCUGACAGAUGAUGUGAAGAAGGAGAAGGAAAAGGAGCCGGAGAAGCCUGAAAAGCCAGAAAUCCUUUCAUUUAAGAAGAAGGGGUUCGAGCUGGAGAAGAAAGACAGCGACGACAGCGACGAGGAAAUGAAAAAGGACAUGCCCAAGUUGUCCAAAAAGAAACUGAGGAGGAUGAACCGGCUGACGGUGGCAGAGCUCAAACAGCUUGUGGCACGUCCAGAUGUGGUGGAGAUGCACGACGUGACGGCGCAGGAGCCCAAGCUGCUGGUUCACCUGAAGGCCACCAGGAACACGGUGCCUGUGCCCCGUCACUGGUGCUUCAAGAGGAAGUACCUGCAGGGCAAGAGAGGCAUAGAGAAACCUCCGUUUGAGCUGCCCGAGUUCAUCAGGAGAACCGGCAUCCAGGAGAUGAGAGAAGCCCUGCAGGAGAAGGAAGACGCCAAAACCAUGAAGACCAAAAUGAGAGAGAAAGUUCGGCCCAAGAUGGGGAAGAUCGACAUCGACUACCAGAAGCUGCACGACGCCUUCUUCAAAUGGCAGAUCAAACCGAAGCUCACGAUACACGGGGACCUGUAUUAUGAGGGUAAAGAGUUCGAGACGCGGCUGAAGGAGAAGAAGCCAGGCGAUCUGUCCGCUGAGCUGCGAGUCGCUCUCGGGAUGCCCACAGGACCUAACUCUCACAAAGUUCCUCCGCCGUGGCUGAUCGCCAUGCAGAGAUACGGACCGCCACCCUCGUAUCCAAACCUGAAGAUCCCCGGCCUCAACGCCCCCAUCCCUGAGGGCUGUUCGUUUGGGUAUCAUGCGGGCGGUUGGGGUAAACCUCCUGUGGACGAGACGGGCAGACCGCUGUACGGAGAUGUGUUCGGCACCAACGCCAUAGACUUCCAUGCCAAAGCAGAGGAGGAGGAAGUAGACCGAACCCCGUGGGGCGAGCUGGAGGCGUCUGAUGAAGAGUCAUCUGAGGAAGAGGAGGAGGAGGAGGAGAGCGACGAGGAGAAACCUGAUGAAACGGGCUUCUUCACGCCUGCGGACAGUGGUAUGAUCACUCCGGGCGGCUUCUCCUCCGUUCCUGCCGGCAUGGAGACUCCAGAGCUCAUCGAGCUCAGGAAGAAGAAGAUCGAAGAGGCCAUGGACGGAAACGAGACGCCUCAGCUGUUCACGGUGCUGCCGGAGAGGAGGACGGGGCCGGUUGGGGCCGCGAUGAUGGCGUCCACACACAUCUACGACAUGUCUACGACGGUGACCAGCCGUAAGGUGGGUGGAGUCUCGGGGCUGGGCGGAGACUCUCAGGGGGUGGAGGUGGCUCUGGCGCCGGAGGAGCUGGAGCUCGACCCCAUGGCCAUGACGCAGAAGUACGAGGAGCACGUCAGAGAGCAGCAGGUGGAGAAAGAGGACUUCAGCGACAUGGUGGCCGAACACGCCGCCAAACAGAAGCAAAAGAAGCGCAAGGCGCAGCCGCAGGACACGCGCUCUGGAGCGAAGAAAUACAAAGAGUUCAAGUUCUAGCCCUGCAGUGAGCUGCGGGAGACCAGCGCCCCUCAUCCUUCAUUUCUUACUCUCUUUAACCGCUGAUGUUGUGUGGAAGUGCCCUUGUGUUUGUACGUCACAUGACAGUGAGCGACGUUUUUCAUUUAUGCUUGAUGUUUUUGUAAAUAAAAUACCAGUCCAUAACAAA
Molecule: messenger RNA, 2837 nt
Organism: Cyprinus carpio (common carp)
Lineage: Eukaryota; Metazoa; Chordata; Actinopteri; Cypriniformes; Cyprinidae
Gene: sf3b2
Product: splicing factor 3b, subunit 2
Exons: 22
Coding region: 86-2668 (860 amino acids)
Biological process (GO): mRNA splicing, via spliceosome
Cellular component (GO): U2-type spliceosomal complex; U2 snRNP; nucleus
Source: RefSeq, a predicted model, not a curated record